This is a messenger RNA of Meloidogyne enterolobii, 411 nucleotides long. Lineage: Eukaryota; Metazoa; Nematoda; Chromadorea; Rhabditida; Meloidogynidae. The record is from the annotation of a GenBank genome assembly.
AUGUCACAUGGAGGAUAUACUACAGCUGAAUUAUAUGCAAUAACUUAUGGAGUUAGAGAUAUUACAAAAUCUAUAGAAAAUAAAUUAACUUGCGGAACUGCUACAAGAUUGAGAAGAUUUGUUGAUGCUGUUUUAGCAUAUACUGGUGCAGAAGAAAUAGAUAUUAUUGCUCAUUCAAUGGGUGUUACUUAUGCAAGAAUUAUUAUUCAAGGGAAUAUGUGGAUUUUACAUAGAGUAAAAUUAAUUUUUAUUUGAAAAUUAAUUUUUAAGUGCCAACUUGGAGACCCUCUAAAAAGUAAAAUAAAUAAAUUUAUUGCAAUCGCUGGUGCUAACAAUGGCUUGUGUAUUUGUGCUGAUAGUGAAGGAGAAACAACUAACGAUACAAAAAGAGUUCCUGCUUGCAGUAAAGAA